Poecilia latipinna (sailfin molly) is the source of this 1573-nucleotide messenger RNA. Its product is annotated as sialidase-2-like. Gene Ontology annotation, biological process: oligosaccharide catabolic process; ganglioside catabolic process. The record is from RefSeq and is a predicted model, not a curated record. NCBI's taxonomy places the organism in Eukaryota, Metazoa, Chordata, Actinopteri, Cyprinodontiformes, Poeciliidae. Bases 71 to 1243 code for a protein of 390 amino acids. The transcript has 2 exons. Gene Ontology annotation, cellular component: cytoplasm; membrane; intracellular membrane-bounded organelle. Gene Ontology annotation, molecular function: exo-alpha-sialidase activity; ATP binding.
UCGCCAAUAAAAAGUAGGAAGAAGAAGACCGACACGUCACUUCUCAGCACAGACCGUUAACUUUCCAGCAAUGGACAAGUUGCAGAAUGAUCCACAAUCGUCCUGUAAACCAAAGGUUUACAGGAUUCCUGCUCUUUUGUCCGUGGAUGAAACUCUUCUGACCUUUGCUGAGCGGAGAACAGAAAAAGCCGAUCAUAUGGCGGAGGAGCUGGCUAUGAAAAAGGGAGCGCUGCAGAGGGAAACCAACAGAGUUACAGUUGAGUGGACUGAGCAGAAAAUUGUGGAAGAAGCGCACAUUGAUGGCUACCGCACUAUGAAUCCCUGUCCAGUGUACGACAGGACAAACGGGAAGCUCUUCUUGUUUUUCAUCUGCGUAGAAGGAAACUGCACAGAAUGGUGGCAAAUUGGCAAUUACUGCAACAAAACCCGGCUCUGCUACGUCACGAGUGAUGAUCUUGGAGAAACCUGGAGUGGACUGACUGAUCUGACUGAACAUCUACAUAGUGACUGGGUGACCUUUGCAAUUGGGCCAGGUCAUGGUCUUCAAACAGAGAGUGGUAGAUUGAUGAUUCCAGCUUAUGCUUAUGUUGGUGUAAGUCCUGCUAAGCCUAUUCCACAUGCUGUCUCCCUGUAUAGCGACGAUUCUGGGGUAAACUGGCAGUUUGGCACUUUGUUUGAUAGACAAUCAAUAGAGUGUCAAAUGGCUGAGGUUUGUGAUGCGAAUGGCAGAUACAUCUAUUGCAAUGCCCGCAGUAGCGAAGGGCAUCGGGUGGAAGCGUCCAGUGACAGUAAAGGACAAAUAUUUGCAAUACACAGUGACAAAAAGCUUGUGGAAACAGGUUGUGGCUGUCAGGGAAGUGUGGUCUCCUUCCCAGCCCAAAACAAAGACUCGGCAGCAGCAGCAGGCGAUGCAACCCACUGGCUUUUAUACACACACCCGAGCCAUAAAAGAAAACGACUCGAUUUGGGUGUGUUUCUGAACAAAUCCCCAUCCGAUCCAAAUGCAUGGAGUGAACCCUGGAUCCUUUACAGGGGCCCCAGUGGUUACUCUGACCUGGCUUACCUUGGUGACGGCUGGUUUGCGUGUUUGUUUGAAUGUGGGAAGGAAGAGGAAACUGAGCAGAUUGCUUUAAAAAUGUUCAACUUAAAUGAAAUGGAGGGAGACGCACAAGAAAGUCACACCUCCACAUCGCAGCAACCCACUAAGCCCAUCGGAAGUGAAAUAAUUACUUGCUUUGCCUAAUUAAAUGAAAAUCCUAUACUUCAGUUUUGACAAAUGGACCAUUUUUGAAAGGUUGACCAAAAAUCUUUAACGAUAAAUGAACAAAAUCAAAUGAUAUGAUUUCAGUUUACAUGAAACAAUUGUCUACAUAAAAUGUUUUUUUUUUCCUUGUAGCUUGUAUUGAGCAUGAGGUGUGUUUCCAACAUUAACAUUUUUAAUACUAAUUCUUAAUGCUUUUCUGACAUUGAUAAAAUAUAGUGUAAUCUUUUUUUGUCAUCUUUAUCUACUUCUGUAAUCUUUUUGGUUAUAUUUCCUUCGCAUAACUGAAAUAAAAAAAAAGUGCAUUAAAUU